AUGGAGAUCAUCGACGCGGAGCUGCGUCUUGGUCCGCCCGGGAGCAACAGCGACGUCACCGUCGUGCAGCCGGCGAGGAAGCCGGCGUCGUCGGUGGCGGCGAAACGGCCGUCGUCGUCGGUGGUGAAGAGCGAGGCGUCCGGGACGGACGACCAUGACGACGCCGCACCGGCCUCCAAGGUGCAGGUGGUGGGGUGGCCGCCGGUGAAAGCGUACCGGAAGAACGCGUUCCACGCGGCGGCGGAGGCGAGGAGGACCAGCAAGGGCGAGCAGGGAGGCCUGUACGUGAAGGUGAGCAUGGACGGGGCGCCCUACCUCCGGAAGGUGGACCUGCGGACCUACGGCGGCUACCGGGAGCUGAGAGAUGCGCUGGACGCGCUCUUCGGCUGCUUCUCCUCCUCCGCCGCCGACGGCGGCUGCCAGUUCGCCAUCGCCUACGAGGACAAGGACGGCGACCUCAUGCUCGCCGGCGACGUGCCCUGGGAGAUGUUCAUCUGUUCUUGCAAGAAGCUGAGGAUCAUGAGGGGGUCCGAAGCAAGAUAA
Miscanthus lutarioriparius is the source of this 543-nucleotide messenger RNA. The record is from the annotation of a GenBank genome assembly. Lineage: Eukaryota; Viridiplantae; Streptophyta; Magnoliopsida; Poales; Poaceae.